CUGGGGAUGCAGCAAUCCCUUGGCUGGUGCCAGGCUGGAGGUGAACCCCCUCCCAGGUUUUGUGACGGGCUCAGAGCUCUUGUUCCAGGAGAGAAGGCUCCCUGUGAGGACUCCCGGGGCCGUGCUUGCUCCUACUUUCUUAUCCCGACUUUGCUUCUGCCAAGGAUGUUCUUCCUGCUGCUUGUCCUGGGAGUGCUGGCAGGUGCCAUGGAGAUCCAGGUCCCAGAUGAGCCCGUGGUGGCUCUUUUUGGCCAGGACGCCACCCUGCGCUGCUCCUUCUCCCCCGAGGCCAACUUCAGCCUGGACGACCUGAGCCUCAUCUGGCAGCUGACAGACACCAAGCGCUUGGUCCACAGGUUCUCCGGUGGCCGGGACCAGCUGGAAGACCAGGGCAGGGUCUACACCAACCGUACAUCCCUCUUCUAUGACCAGCUGCCCCAGGGCAAUGUGUCCCUGCUGCUGCGGCGCGUGGAGAUCGCGGACGAGGGCAGCUUCACCUGCUUCGUGCGCGUCCGCGACUACAACAGCGCCGCGGUGACGCUGCAGGUGGCAGCUCCCUACUCCAAGCCCAGUGUGCACCUGGAGCCCAGCAAGGACUUGAAGCCAGGUGACCUGGCCGUCGUGACGUGCCACGCUUCCCGCGGCUACCCCGAGGCCAGCGUGCUCUGGCAGGACAGCCGGGGCAGCAACAUCACGGAGAACAUCACCACGUCCCAGGUGGCCAACGAGGAAGGUCUCUUUGAUGUGCACAGCGUCCUCCAGGUGCUGGUGGAGCCCAGCAUCACCUACUCCUGCCUGGUGCAGAACCUGGUGCUGCAGCAGCAUGGCCACGCGUCCGUCACCAUCACGGACCCGCUGGGGGAGGCCAUAGUUCUAUGCACCGAUGGCUUGCGUUCCAAAGCCACCCUUGUGCCACCAACUCCCUCCAGGGGACAUGCCCCCGGCACCGCGGGGUCCUGGUGUGGGGCACACGUUCCCUGGUUGGGCAGUGGUGCUCACCCAGGUGUUGUGUGUCCCCUCCCCUGCAAGGCCAGCACCUCGCCUUCCCCGCCGCCGCGCUCUGGGUCACGGUGGGACUCGCCAUCUGCGUCCUGGGGCUGCUCGUCGUCCUGGCCUACGUGUGCCACAAGAAAAUCCGGGAGAGCUGCGAGGAAGAGGAGGAAAACGCAGGGACAGAGGAGCAGGAUGAGGAGGGGGAAGAACCCAAGACAGCUCUGCAGCUACUGAAAAGCGCGGAGAGCAAAGAGGAUAAUGAGCAAGAAAUUGAUUGACAGGGCAGUGCCCUGUGCCCUGGACCAGCUGAGAUGUCCCCAGUGGGGACAAGGUCCGGGUCCCCUGGGAGGACACGGACCUGCUGCCACCCCUCAUCCCGGGUCCCAUCACCUUCCUCCCUCCCUGGCCAUGUCUUUGGGGUGCCCUGGGGCUGCAAAGAGGCUGCAUCUCUUCAUCCCUGGCAAGCUCUGAAGUCUGGUGUGUCCCUCCCAGGGAUGGUGUGUGUGGGAUGGAGGAUCUUCCCUGUCCAUCCCCACGUGGGGCUGAGAACAACCAGCGUCACCCCUUCCCCAGGCACCCCCUGCGCCUCCUCCCUCGUGGCCACAGCUGAGCCAGCCGCCUUCCAGCUGCCUUCCCAGGGCACAUUUCACUGCCCUUCCCAAGCCCAGAGGCCUUGAGAGUGGUGAUGGGCUCAGCAAGGUCCCUGGGAAUGACUGCUGGAGCCCUGGAGGCUCCGGGAAGAUGGGUGGGACCCAGGGGUCCCCAGGCACGGUGCUCUUGGCCCCCCUGGAGGCACCACUCCAGGGGCGUGUGGGGAUAAUUAUUUUUUUCACUUUGCAACACUGUGGUUCCCACUGGACUUAUAUUUUUGCCUUAAAUGCAAAAUCCCAUUGGGGUGGUUAUCUCCUGCUUAGGACUUGGGUUUUUUUGGGAAGGGCAGGCCUUGGGGGGCACCUGCUGGCCAGGUGAGGCCCUGCUGUCCUCUCCGUGGUGACAGAGCUGAUGCUUUGGGUGCUGAAGCACUGGUUGGGCCAAACCUGGCCAGGGUGUGGGGUUGAGCACCCGUUUUUCCCAUGGGAUCAUGGGGUUUUGCCCUUGUGCAUGUCCUGGGGGUCCUCCUGUUGCUGCUGGGGGCGUGGGGGCACCCAAACUGCCGAGGUGAACGAGGUGGCACAUCCCUAGUCCUGCUCCAGGGGUGGAGUAGUCCCUGAUGGCUCUUCUGCUGGUUUUAGUCAUUAUUUAAAGUCCAGAAUCUGAAGGGAUUAUUGUGCCUUGACAAAUAAAUUUGGGGUUGUUUUGGCCAA
This is a messenger RNA of Corapipo altera (White-ruffed manakin), 2297 nucleotides long. RefSeq names its product CD276 molecule (gene CD276). The transcript has 8 exons. Lineage: Eukaryota; Metazoa; Chordata; Aves; Passeriformes; Pipridae. Bases 7 to 1227 code for a protein of 406 amino acids. The record is from RefSeq and is a predicted model, not a curated record.